AUGUCUUCUACCCCUGUUUCCUCUCCUAAUCGUCCUGGCCAUGAUGAGCACGUUCGUCGUCAGUGGUUGAAGUUUCAACAAGAUCUGUCCUUUUGCCAAGCUGCCCUUGAUGGUUUGAAGCGCGAGUUUGACUUGGACGUGCAAGGUCGUUCCAACCUGCAAGUCAAGCGAAUCAACCUUCUUCGCAAAGCUGCUGGGAGUUCCCCUUUGACUGUCUUCAUCUAUGGAUCCGAUGUCUAUGACAUAUUCUGGGUGAAACAUGAUGGAUACCCCCUUCCUGAUGUGAACGUCAUGCUCGAUGGUGCCACUCUGGAUAAUCUUUGGAAGAUCAAGCUGAUGAUGCCGAAUCCGUCCAAUCACAAGACCCUGACUGAUAUCUUCUGCGAGAAAUUCAACUGGGAUGUGGUCACCUUCACUGACCGAUACGACCGUUUCCUUGGCGAUGUGGAUUUGGUCCAUGAUGAACUGUUCUCCGAGGAUGAAGAUAUUACUGAUGACGAGUUGGUCGCGAGUCCUUGUAAUCUGUUUGAAGAUGGCGUUGUCGAGUUGGAGAAUGAAGACGAAGACGAGGAAGAGUCAACCGGAUCUCUUGUUCGCCCUUUUGAUGGCCCCCUUUCCCAGAUUGCGCCGUCGUCAUCUGAAGAGGAUGAUGAUGAUGUCUCGCCAGCCCCUGCCAGAAAGAGGGCCAAAGUAGAGCACGAAGAUUCUCCUGCCACUGCCAAGACUGCGAAGGAAAGCGAUAGCGAGUCUGAGGAAUAA
Molecule: messenger RNA, 759 nt
Organism: Seminavis robusta
Lineage: Eukaryota; Bacillariophyta; Bacillariophyceae; Naviculales; Naviculaceae
Source: the annotation of a GenBank genome assembly